Messenger RNA from Panonychus citri (citrus red mite), 1704 nucleotides. RefSeq lists its product as uncharacterized. NCBI's taxonomy places the organism in Eukaryota, Metazoa, Arthropoda, Arachnida, Trombidiformes, Tetranychidae. The transcript is spliced from 7 exons. Gene Ontology annotation, biological process: positive regulation of epidermal growth factor receptor signaling pathway; positive regulation of fibroblast growth factor receptor signaling pathway; signal transduction. The record is from RefSeq and is a predicted model, not a curated record. Bases 156 to 983 code for a protein of 275 amino acids.
AUUCAAAUUAAAUUGAGAACCUGAAUGAGCAACAACAAAAAAUUUCUUUUUUCUUUUUUACUGUUUUUUUUUGCUUCUAAUUGUGAAUUAAAUUUAAUUGCAACUUUAACUGUCAACAAUUAGUGUGUUCAAGUGAAAUAAUACUGAGGAAAAAAAUGACACCAAGAAAGAGUAAAAAAGAUUCACUCAAUUCUUCAGCUGAUUCUCUGGAAUUGGACAUGGACAGAAUCUCAGUGACCCUCAAUGAACAGUUUGUUGUGAAAGUUUAUGCAAAAGUUUUGUGCCCUGACGUUGAAUAUAAAACUCUUUCAGUGUCAAAAGUAACAACAUGUCGUGAAAUGGUCACCAUGUUACUGAAUAAAUUCCGAAUGAAACACACAGACCCUAAUCUAUUUUACUUUACCAUGGAAAUAACAAUUCGUCGAACAGGAACACCCAUUAGAACUGUUAUUGUUCUGGAUGAUCUGAGUUGUCCAGCUCAGAUUCAAGAAUCGUAUCCACACCAAGAUAUCAAAUUCUCACUUGUAACCCGAAGAGGUGGAUUGGUCAAAGUCUAUGACAGUUGCCUAAUGUCAGCGUCUCUUUAUAAAAGUCUUCUAAUAUCGGAUUACACCAAUGUCGCUGAGCUUAUCCAAUUGUUACUUCAUUGUUACGAUUCAGAUUCAUUGGUCUCUUCAUUUGCAUUAUAUGAAGUUUGUCCUCAGAAAAAGUGGGAGAGGAGAUUACAUGAGAACGAAUUACCCUUGAUGAUUCAGAAAGAAUGGACAUCAGGAGAAAUAUAUUAUUUCCAAUUACGACUUAAUUAUGAGGAACAAAUCCAACGAAGAAAGGUUAAUUGGAUUCGCAGUUCAACUUCAUCAUCCUCUUCACAAAAUACAUCAUUUUGUUACGAUUUCAAAGACGAUUCGAGACCCUCGUCGACCAGUUCGAGUCCAGUCCAAAUGUACAAUCAAUAUCACAUCGAUACUUACUUUUACGUUUAAAUUAACUCCAAUCGACUAAUCCAAUCAAUGGACAAAACAAUUUAAUCAAAAGUUAAUCAAUGGUUUAUAUCAAUUUUGGAUUAACCAUAAAACCGAUCGUUUCGACUGUUAAAUAAUUAAAUGAUCAAUUUAAUUCUUGAUUAAACUUUGAUUGUGUUUGAUUCUCUCUCUCUCUCUCUCUCUCUCUCUUCUUCUGCUACCUGAUGAUUGUUAAGCUUAAUUGUAAUCAAUUUAAUUGGAGGUUUUGAUUUGCUGCUAGUCCUGUUUUCAUAUUCAAAACUUAAUUAAUUUGUAUUAUCAUCAUUUUGGACUCAUUUGAUUAUCAUCAUUAUUAUUUAAUCAUCUUUCUUAUCAAUCAAAUCAACUGGAUGAACAACAAUUGAUUGUCCUUUAAUUACAAUCAAAAAUAUCUCAUUGAUCGUUUAUGUUUAUGUUUUCAUAACAAUAGUUAAUCCAAUUAUCUAUUGAUCCACUUGCUUGAUCAACAAUUAAUCCAUUGACUUGUGAACCUUUUGUUUACCUCAAAGCUUAACAAUUAACUUCAAUUGUUGAUUAACUGCCAGUUCAAUCAAUUUGAACUCAUCAAUAUUUCUUCUUGAUUAGUUAAUCAAUUUUUUUUUCUAUGUAAAUCCAAUCAAUUUGUCUUUCUAUUAACUUAAUUGUAAUCUCUUCAAUCUGAUUAUGUAAAAAUAUUACAUUAAAAAAAUUUCUUCCAUGUUAA